This is a messenger RNA of Spodoptera litura, 769 nucleotides long. It is a transcript of the gene Sdhaf3, whose product is annotated as Succinate dehydrogenase assembly factor 3. NCBI's taxonomy places the organism in Eukaryota, Metazoa, Arthropoda, Insecta, Lepidoptera, Noctuidae. Gene Ontology annotation, cellular component: mitochondrial intermembrane space; mitochondrion. The record is from RefSeq and is a predicted model, not a curated record. Gene Ontology annotation, biological process: succinate metabolic process; mitochondrial respiratory chain complex II assembly.
UUUAUUCGUUUUGGUUUAGGGUAUAAAAAAGUAAUUUAAAUGUACCAUUGAAAUAAUAACACAGGUUUUUGUAGUUAUAACAAUUAAUGCACUUUAUUCAUAAUAAUUAAUAAAUUUAUAAUAUAAAGUAAGGAUACCUAGCCGCGUCCAUAAGAUGUCGUCAGUGGAACAUGUCUUCCGAGUUCGUAGACUAUACAAACUGAUAUUCCGUGUGCACCGCGCUUUGCCCCCAGAACUCAGAAUCAUGGGUGACAACUAUGCCAGAGAUGAAUUCAAGAGACAUAAGAAAUGUAACCCUGAAGAAGCUAAGAUAUUCCUCAAUGAAUGGACGGAUUACGCGAUAACAUUGGCUAAACAGAUGAAGCCUAUACAACAAGCUAAAAAGAAGAAAGUUGGGGAAUACUUAGACCCAAAACUGUUAGAUCACAUGACUGAUGAACAGCUCGUUCAGUUGUAUGAGCUCCACAAAGCUGCCACAGAGCCUUCCACAGAUGAACAAAGUAUACCAGAUAAGAAAUAAUUAUUGUAUUACCUAUUUUAUGUAAAUAACUGUAAAGUUGAGUAUGGAUUGAACAGAAUAUGAAAGACUAAAUAAUUAUUAGUAUAUUUUUGUUACAUGUAUCUGACUGAUUUGUAAUAUUCGUGAAUUUGUUAACCUGGUAUACUAGAAUGUAGAUCGAUGCGAGACACAAUGACUGUGUUUUUUUUUGUGUUUCAUAUACAAGAGGUUUUUUUAAACAUUGCCCCACACUAGGAUUAUCUCCUGUGU